Molecule: messenger RNA, 1347 nt
Organism: Desarmillaria tabescens
Lineage: Eukaryota; Fungi; Basidiomycota; Agaricomycetes; Agaricales; Physalacriaceae
Product: major facilitator superfamily domain-containing protein
Exons: 11
Coding region: 1-1347 (448 amino acids)
Biological process (GO): transmembrane transport
Cellular component (GO): membrane
Molecular function (GO): transmembrane transporter activity
Source: RefSeq, a predicted model, not a curated record
AUGUCUACCCACACGAAUAUUCACUCCCGCGAUGCUAUCCCUGCAGAAGCGAUGCUAGCCCCAACGACUCAAGCCCUUGAUGAGAAGGCUACCAAGGACACCAGCUCGGACACGGAUCAUACGAGUCCUGAUGACUGGGAGUACCCCGAUGGUGGUCUCCGGGCGUGGCUCGUCGUCCUUGGGUGUUUUAUGUUCUCAUGUACCUGCAUGGGAUUCGGUCUGAUCUGGGGUGCGUUACAAGACUAUUACCACACUCAUAUGUUUCCGGAUGUCAGUCUCAGUAUCCUGAGUCUGGUGGGAGGUGUCCAAAAUUGUACUAUGGGAGUUACUUCAUAUAUUGCGGGAGGGAUAGGUGAUCGAUAUGGAUACAAGAAAAUGAUCGCUCUAAGCAGCGUCCUUGCUUACACCUUUCUCCUUGCGUCGGCUUUUUCAACAAAACUUUAUCAUCUCUUCCUGUUCCAAGGUGUCCUCCUUGGAUUCUCCCAAGGUCUCGGCAUGCCACUGUACAUGGCCUUACCGUCGCAGUGGUUUUUGCGUAAGAGGGGGUUCGCGACAGGCCUCGCCGUGGCUGGUUCCGGUAUCGGCGCUGGUAUAGGUUCUAUCAUCAUUCGUGUCUUGCUCACCCGUCUUGGGUUGAGAAAGGCAAUGCUCGUCUACAGUGGCAUGCACGGCGCGGUUUGGAUUAUUGCCUUCAUCUUGCUCAAGGAACGACCCAUGACGGGGCUUCGACGGAAGAAACGCUGGUUGCCAGAGCGCGUCAACGGCCAGUUCUACAGCGUGGCUCUGAGCAUCUGCGUUGGGCUCUUUGGAUACCUUGCCCCAUUCUAUUUUAUCACGACAUACACCAAACAGUUUGUGCCUUCAAUUAACCCCGAUUCGCUUCUGGUUGUAGGUCCUUUGGUAGUCAUGAAUCUUUGUGCUGGAAUAGGACGCAUAUCUGCUGGGAGCCUUGCUGACUAUCUCGGACCGAUCAACGUGUUCUUCCUCUCGUUCUUCCUCGGAGGCGUCUUCCAGAUUCUCGUUUGGACGUUUUCAAAGACGUACGCAUCGAUCAUGGUGUUCGCUGCUCUCUUUGGGCUCGUCGGCUGCUGGUUCAUCAGUCUUCUCCCUGUCGUUUGCGCAGAACUGUUUGGCGUCGAAGGGCUGUCGACGAUUACCGGCUUCAUGAUUCUGAUGAACGCUCCAGGCCAACUCGCCGGAUCAUCUAUAUCUGGGGCUAUCCUAACCAGAUCUGGUGGCCAGUGGUGGGCCGUGACAUUAUAUUCUGGGGGUAUCAUGAUUCUAGGGGCUUGUUGUAUACUCUACGCUCGCUUUUCGAAGGAAAAACGACUGUUUGCAGCUGUAUGA